Molecule: messenger RNA, 1635 nt
Organism: Pichia kudriavzevii
Lineage: Eukaryota; Fungi; Ascomycota; Pichiomycetes; Pichiales; Pichiaceae
Exons: 1
Coding region: 1-1635 (544 amino acids)
Biological process (GO): mitochondrial seryl-tRNA aminoacylation
Cellular component (GO): mitochondrion
Molecular function (GO): serine-tRNA ligase activity; tRNA binding; ATP binding
Source: RefSeq, a predicted model, not a curated record
AUGGAAUGCUGCUCUAAUAUAUGUCUUACUAUCAAUUUUCUCUUAAGAAAGCAUAUCUUGUGCAAAGAAUUCCACACUUGCUCUUUGUUUUUCUUCCUGCCUCCGUGUGUUACGAUAUGCUCCAAAAAAAGAUUGAUGCGAAUUGGCAACAUGUUUUUCUAUUCCCACUUUCUUUACGAUGGUAAACAGAGAACCAGAAGAUUAAAUCCUGCUCAAGUUAUGCUUAGGAGAACAUAUUCGACAUUGGCAGCAGACUCUGCGGCAAAUUUGAGAACUACAAAUACCUUAAGAAAGGCACAGCUAGACCUAAAGAAUGCUUACAACAAUUUUGACGAAUAUAAAUUGAUUUGCCAAAGGAGAAAUGUUUCAUUCCCCUUAGAUGAUUCUUUCAAAGCUGAUUAUGAAAGGUUACAGAAAGUUAAUGAGACCAUCCUGAAUUUUAAACAUGAAUCAAAGAACUUGCAGAAAGCCUUGAAAGAUCUGAAAAUACAGGAGAAGAAGAACAACAUAGACAAUUCAAUGGAGCAAGAGAAGAUACUCGAUAAGCUUUCGAAAUACAAACCCAUAGUGAGUGAAAAAUCUAAGAUAUGGACUGAAUUAGAAGACAAACUUUUCAUUCAAGUAGCAAGCUUACCUAACUUGAUUCAUCCCUCUGUGAAAGAACAACAGCGUCUCUUAGAAUAUAUCAACCCCACCGGAGAAAUAAUCCAAAGUAAGACUGAUGAUUUCCAAGUGCAAAGUAAUCCAAAAUUGGACCAUAAGAACAUUAUGGAACGCUUUGGUUUAGUUGAUUUCUCCCAAGCGACUAAAAUUUCAGGCCGUGGUUGGUAUUAUUUAAUAGGAGAUGGUGCAUUACUUGAACAGGCGUUGAUUCAAUAUGCACUUAAAAGUGCCCGAAAAGCGGGUUUUAAAAUGGCAUUACCGCCCUCUAUCGUCAAAACUGAAGUAACCAAAGCAUGCGGUUUUAUGCCUCGUGAUACAAACAAUGAGACACAAGUUUACGAACUCAAAAAUGACGAUUUAUGCUUAACGGGGACUGCAGAGAUACCUUUAGCUGCUUUGAAUGCGAAUAAAGAGUUCAGUCAUACAGAAUUACCACUCAAUGUGGUAGGUCUCUCUCGUAGUUAUCGUGCAGAAGCAGGUGCAGCAGGUAGGGACACCAGGGGGCUAUAUAGGGUUCAUGAAUUCACCAAGGUUGAACUGUUCUCUUGGACUAGUCCAGAUGAAACACUGAGUAUGGGACAAUUUGAUUCCAUUGUAGAAUUCCAAAAGGAGUUUAUCAAAAGCCUGGGCCUGACUGCUCGUGUGUUGGUGAUGCCACACGACGACUUAGGUGCCCCAGCGUACAAGAAAAUUGAUAUUGAGGUUUUAAUGCCAGGUAGAGGGGCUUGGGGUGAAGUUUCUUCUACCUCGAAUUGUCUUGAUUUUCAAUCUCGGAGACUGAUCACCAAAGUAAGAGAUCCUUCUGAUAAAAAACUAAAGUUUGUCCACACCUUAAAUGGAACCGCAUGUGCAGUUCCAAGGGUCGUUCUAUCUAUCAUUGAAAACUUUUAUGAUCCGGAGAAAGAUGUCAUCGUCGUUCCGGAAGUAUUACGCCCAUUUAUGGAUGAUAAAAGUGAAAUCAGACCGCAAUAG